Molecule: messenger RNA, 1117 nt
Organism: Labeo rohita (rohu)
Lineage: Eukaryota; Metazoa; Chordata; Actinopteri; Cypriniformes; Cyprinidae
Product: NAD(P)(+)--arginine ADP-ribosyltransferase 2
Exons: 3
Coding region: 208-999 (263 amino acids)
Molecular function (GO): NAD+ poly-ADP-ribosyltransferase activity; NAD+-protein-arginine ADP-ribosyltransferase activity
Source: RefSeq, a predicted model, not a curated record
AGCUAUUAUUUCCUACAACACACACAGACAUUUUUAGUGAAAUAAAUACACUGCCUCAUCACUUUUGUUGUCUGACUGUGAGCGACAGACUUUUCUAAUCUUCUCCUCUCGUCAUUGCUUUUGAACUCCUGAAAAAUAAAGAUAGACAACAGUAUUCUCAGCAUCUGUGUUUGCUAGAUCUACACUGAGGGAUUUGACUGAAUCAAGAUGCUGCUGAUCAUUGAAGCUCUUCUCAUUUUAGCUGCUCUACAGGAUCACAGAGCUACUGCUACUUUUGAAAAGUCAUUUCCAUUGGAUAUGGCACUGAAUUCAGUUGAUGACCAAUUUGAGGGUUGUAGAAAGAAAAUGGCAAACCUGGUAGAGACAAAAUAUCUAAAGAAGCAAAUCAACAACUCAACUGAUUUUAAAAUUGCAUGGAAUAAAGGGAAAGACUUCAUCAAGACCCCACAUGACAAAAACCUGACAAAUAAUCAUUUAAUCGCUAUUUAUGUGUACAGUGAUAGUAAUGUAUUUAAGCAUUUUAAUCCUGACACUCGUGACGGUAAAAAACAGUACAAACAAACGAGAUACAAAUGGUAUUCACUUCACUUUCUGUUAACAGAUGCGAUACAGAUUCUGAAGAAAACACAAAAGAAAUGCUAUUCAACUUUUCGUGGUACCAAAGCUAAAUUUAAGAAGCAUGUUCUGAACAAAGAGGUUUGUUUUGGCCAGUUUGCUUCAUCCUCUCUUGAUUGUGAAAAAGCUCAAGGUUUUGGAAAUGUUUCUUGUUUUGAAAUCCACACGUGUGAAGGUGCAGAUGUGUCAAAAUACUCUAAGCUUCCUCAUGAGAAAGAGGUGCUGAUUCCUCCAUAUGAGAAGUUUAAAGUCACUGCUGUCAAGACAAGAAAAGGUCAGAAAGAUCCCUGGUGUGACACUGCGUAUGUGUUGAAAAGCUCUGGAAACAGAAGUGACCUGAACUGUGCUCUAUUCAAGAAACCAACCAAGACCAUAAUAAAGUAAUGUGUUGUGCGCUGAAAAAAUGCUUAAAUUCAAAUGAUAAAAUCAUGUACAUCAGUUCCACAUAUAAAGAAUGUUCUUCUCUCAGUUCUGUUCAAUAAUUCUUUGUCAGAAAACACAA